AUGGCUCCACCUUCGAAUCCAGUUGCGCAACAACCAUCCGAUCAAUACGAUAAUCCCUAUUACCUUCACAAUGCGGAUCACGCUGGGUUGAUUCUUGUUUCAGAUCGGUUAACCACUGGUGCAGACUUUCAUUCUUGGCGUCGUUCGAUGCGAAUGGCUCUCAAUGUCCGGAACAAGCUAGGGUUCAUCGAUGGUACCAUUCCUCAGCCAGCUUCUCAUCAUCGGGAUUUUGGUUCCUGGUCACGCUGCAACGACAUGAUUUCUACUUGGUUGAUGAAUUCAGACGAUGCGCCUCGUGUCUUUGAGAUUGAACAACGUUUGAGUGUAAUCCAGCAAGGUUCUUUGGAUGUCAAUGCUUAUUAUACUGAAUUGGAGGCACAUUCUUAUCCUAAUAUUGAGGAUGCUUUCGACAUGGUUACUCAAGAUGAGAGGAACAAGAAUAUCAAACCAGUUUCUAAGGGUGAGAGUGUAGUGUUUCUCAACUCGGGUCCUACUCCACAAUCAAUGUUGCCAUCUAGUGAUAAUGCUGUCUAUGGUGAAAACUCUGCUUUUGCGGUUCAGCAUAACUACUAUCGUCCUAGAGGUCCACGUCCUAUGUGCACACAUUGUGGUAUGGCCGGGCAUGUUAUUCAAAAGUGCUUCAAGCUACAUGGCUAUCCUCCAGGUUAUAUACCAGGUUAUAAGAGUAAUGGGGGCUACAGUCAACGUCCGUCUGUUCCAUCCUCGACUCAUCAGCCCAUAGGACAGUCUCCUUCAUUCAGGCCACAUACAAUAGCAAAUGUUAUGAGUGAGUAUGCUGCUGAUGGUACUUCUACAUAUGUACCUCCUCCGACUUCUACUGCUAUGAAUCUUAACAUUGGACAGAUGAGUAGUGACCAGAUUCAAUCAUUGAUUCAGCAACUUUCUGCGCGUGUGCGACUUCCAGAGCCUACAGCUCCUUCUCCACUUGCUUUAGUCCAAUCUGAACCAUCUACAUCAUCUAUUUUUAAUCCAUCUCCCGCCACUGUUACAGAACAUGGUGUUAUGGCUGUUCAGUCCUCAUCUGUCUCUGGAGUAAAUGUCUCUUUGCCUAAUGACACUAGAGUGGCAAUCACACACACGGGCAUUGUUCCUAUUACAUCAUCUUUAAUAUUGCAUGACGUUUUACAUGUUCCCUCGUUCAAAUUUAAUUUGAUUUCUGGCUUGACGAUUGGUAGAGGCAUAAUUCUACAUAAUCUCUACAUUCUUCAACUUGAUGUUCCAUCUACACAUAUAUCAUCUAUGCAUUUCUCUGGAUCCUUGUUAGCUGAUGGAGAUCUGUGGCACAAACGCCUAGGGCAUCCAUCAUCUGCCAAGUUACAAGAACUAUCCGGUACUCUGCCUAUUACUAAGUCUUCUCUGGCUAUUAGAACCGAUAAUGCUCCUGAGUUAGCUUUUACUGAUUUGGUACGAGAGCAUGGAUAUGCUUCCGGUUAUAAGGGCUAUAAAGUCUUGCAUUUGGACAGUAACUCUGUUUCUAUUUCUCGAAAUGUGAUUUUUCAUGAACACAUUUUUCCUUUUCUUGAUAAACCUGUGCCUCCUUCACCUGAUAUGUUUAGUAAAGUCAUUUGUCCAUUGCCUGUUCCUGUUGAUAUUGAUCGCAUUGACACCUUGCAUGAACAUACAAUACCAUCACCGUCAUCUGCAUUUCAUUUGCACAACACACACUCUAGUGGUCUAACAGGUGAAGAUGCGAUUACACCUACAAAGGCAGAAGUGGUUUCACUACCGAGAGCCAGGCCAAAACGAACGGCUAAGGUACCCAAUUACUUAUCUGAUUACCACUGUGCCUUGAUUCAACAUCAUUCAUCUCCUUCUCCUACUAUUUCUCUUCCAUCUUCUGCUAGUACAAAUACUAUUCUUGCUUCUUUUUCUAAACCUUUUACUACACCAUAUCCUCUUUCUUCAUACCUUUCUUACUCCCAACUCAAAAACCCUUUUCAGUCCAUUGUCCUUUCCGUUUCGCUUGAAACAGAACCAUCUUGUUUUAGCCAAGCUAUAAAAUCCAAAAAGUGGACUAGAGCUACGGAUGUGGAACUGGAGGCUAUGGAAAUUACUCAUACGUGGGAUGUUCUGUCUCUUCCUCCUGGUAAAAAUGUUGUUGGAUGUAAGUGGGUUUACACUAUUAAAUACCAUGCUGAUGGAAGUAUUGAGCGCUAUAAAGCUAGGUUGGUAGCAAAAGGAUUUACCCAACAGGAAGGGGUAGAUUAUUUUGACACCUUUUCACCUGUUGCUAAACUAGCUAGUGUCAAAUUAAUGCUUGGAAUUGCAGCUAAGAAAGGAUGGAGUCAUGCCUAG
Molecule: messenger RNA, 2316 nt
Organism: Camelina sativa (false flax)
Lineage: Eukaryota; Viridiplantae; Streptophyta; Magnoliopsida; Brassicales; Brassicaceae
Source: RefSeq, a predicted model, not a curated record